Molecule: messenger RNA, 1784 nt
Organism: Toxotes jaculatrix (banded archerfish)
Lineage: Eukaryota; Metazoa; Chordata; Actinopteri; Toxotidae
Gene: fam161b
Product: FAM161 centrosomal protein B
Exons: 8
Coding region: 1-1704 (567 amino acids)
Biological process (GO): cilium organization
Cellular component (GO): cilium
Source: RefSeq, a predicted model, not a curated record
AUGUCAAAGCUGGAGGCCUUGCUGGAAGAUGGACUCAGAUCAGAGUUAAUUCUCAAGCGGCAGUUGAAGGACCUGAGUGAGGCCCUCAAACAGCAGCUGCAGGAGACAGAGAAGAGACAGCUGGAAGAGUUGGAAAGGAGGAUUCAUCAGAACGCUCUCCUAUCAACAGAUAUACAGCAAGAGUCUGGUCAUAAAAAAGAACUAAACUGUCAGACCAAACAUGUAGGAAUCAGGAGAUCCAUUUCUACAUCAGCACUGACCACAGACAAAGAGACAUCACGUCAACUCAGACAGUCAGAGAAGACUAACUCCACUUCUCCAGCCUGGGUAUCUUCAACAGACUGGAAGCAUUGUUCAGUAAGGACAUCCACGCUGAUUCCUACCAAGACACAACAGUGUGAAAGGGCAGCAUCAUCUAAAACAACACAGAUGAGCAAAGAGGAGGAGGCCGAGGCUGAAUGUCAGAGGAAGUUCUGUGCUCUUCCGGUCCCCAGCCAUGUCAUCCAGCCCCUCUAUCAGGAGAUGAUGGAGCUGAGAGAGAAUGAGAGGAAGCAGGGUCACGAGCAGAGGAAAAACUUCUUGCUCUCCAUACAAAAACCUUUCGGCUUCCAGGGGAGAGAAAAGGAGAAAAGGGAGAAGCUGAUAGCUAUGUUAAACCAAGUCUCACAAGAUCAGAAGAACAAGGUUCCUACUGUCAAAAAACCUCACAAAGCAGAAAAGGACUCGCUAGAUACUGAACUGAAAGACCAGGACGAGGUUUGCAGGACAGAACAUGCUCAGAUGACAGUGCGACAGAAGAACUCCACUGCGUCCUGCAGCCCUAAACUUCGCACUGCUGAACGCACCAGGAAGGAAAAGCUGGGAUUCCUGGAUGAGAAGCCGAGCUUCCAGCCAAAAAUCAUCCAUCAAGUCCCUGAUUUCAGCCGGUUGCACAAGGCCUUGCAGACAGAGACGCUGAGAAACGCCCAGAGUAAAGAUGUGACAAAGUGUCAGCCCUUCUACCUCAGGACAUCUGCUCUCCCUGCAAGGCAAAGAAGGAUGAGCCCAGAAAACUCACAGGAACCAAGAAUAAGUCACCUCAGGAGAAACAAGUCACUUGGGGCCUUAACAUCACUGUCCACAGACACUCUCCCCACAUACAUCACAGAUGCUGCAAGGAAGCGCUGCAUGGCCAUCAGAAAGUCAAUGGAGAUGAGGGACAGUAAGAACCAAGAGAGUGCAGACUGGUUGAGAAGGUACCAAAUGAGGUCCCAGGCCAUGAAGAAGACGGUAGCCCUUCAUGCAAAGUUACUGGACCCACACAGCAGCUUGAAAGAAGUGUAUAAUGAAAAACUAAAGCACCAUAUGGCAGCUGACCAACAAAGGAUGAGGGAGUACAAGAGAGAGUUACGGGACAUGAAAGCACGAGUUAGUGAACGCCCUUAUUUGUUCGAACAGGUGAUACAGAGAAAUGCAAAGGCUCAUGCAGAGCAGAUAUACAGGAACAAGCUGAAGAAAGCUGGAUUUAAGGAGCAAUUUGUUGAAGAAAAUGGAGGAAAAAGCGCAGGAACAUCAGUCUCGUCCAGGUCUGAGGAUGAUGUGGACGUGAAUGACCACAGCAAUGAAAAUGACAUUCAUAGCAGGGAAGAAAAUGUAGACGACGGGGAGAAAAUUGAAGAUGUGGAAGAGGAGAGCGUGAAGUCCAAAGGGGAAGAAAUGCCAUGAUCAAAAAGGCUCAGGCGGCACAGAGUUUUUUGUGGCCUCUCCACUAGAAAACAACACUGUCCUCAAAAAUGAUUCAUGUC